Fomitiporia mediterranea MF3/22 is the source of this 1014-nucleotide messenger RNA. RefSeq lists its product as uncharacterized. Bases 1 to 1014 code for a protein of 337 amino acids. NCBI's taxonomy places the organism in Eukaryota, Fungi, Basidiomycota, Agaricomycetes, Hymenochaetales, Hymenochaetaceae. The record is from RefSeq and is a predicted model, not a curated record. The transcript is spliced from 10 exons.
AUGAGUUCCAGUCCUGAAGUACCGUCACUAGAUGCCACAAUUGGCUUACUCAUCCUUGCCGGUUUGUUGUGGGGUACAUCGGCAGUCCAACUGUACUAUUACAUAGAGGAAUACGUGACAACGGAUAAAUGGCAACUCCAGGCAUAUGUCAUCUUUAUAUGGGCACUCGAUACUGUUCAUCAAGGCAUUCUUUGUCGCAUGAUAUACGUCCUUUUUGUCAAGCACUUUGCUGACGUUUCUUCCCUGAACCACAUUCCCGAAAAUACAUCCUCUGUUGUUGUUCUCCAAGCUGUGGUUGAUACAUUGGUACAGAUCCUCUUUGUUGUGCGGAUCUGGCAUUUGAGCAACAAAAGUGUUGUGUUGACAGGAUUAAACGCCCUGCUUAUUGCUGCUCUCCUCUCGAUCAAUCUCGUUUUCUUCGGCAAGAGUUACGGCUUUUCCAGCUUUGAGCAACUUGCAUCCAUACAGAAUAUAAUUACAGCACUCAACUCACUUAUCACAGUUGUGGACUCAGUCAUUGCAAUCACUCUUGUCAUCCUUCUUCAGCGACGUCGUUCUGCUUACAAGUCGACAGACUCGGUGGUUAAACGCUUGAUUAUGUACAGUAUCAGUACAGGCCUUAUUACUGGUAUUUGGAGCAUUAUAGGUCUUGUUGGCGUUGUUGCCAUGCCUAAAUCGAACUUGGACGUGUUUGUUGAUCUUGUCUUGCCAAGAUUAUAUGUCAACUGCAUGUUUGCCUCGCUCAAUUCUAGGGCAAGCCUUCGAAACGAACUUUCUGAUGGCUCAGCACGCGGAAAAUCAAUUCAUCUAACAACAUUCGAAGCUAACAUUAGGACUGAUGAAACUGUAACACUUGCAAAUGAAAACCCAUCUCAAAGCAGACUUAAUACCAAAGUUGAGAAGAGCACAAUCAAUAGCUUUGAUAGAAAAGGAUUUAUAUUUGCUAUUUUAUUAGAGUUUUCAUACAAGUUCAUCAAAUGUGUAGUUACAGAUUCUCUCACACAGAUUCAGUAA